Messenger RNA from Ooceraea biroi (clonal raider ant), 675 nucleotides. It is a transcript of the gene RpL12, whose product is annotated as ribosomal protein L12. Gene Ontology annotation, cellular component: cytosolic large ribosomal subunit; ribosome. Gene Ontology annotation, molecular function: structural constituent of ribosome; large ribosomal subunit rRNA binding. NCBI's taxonomy places the organism in Eukaryota, Metazoa, Arthropoda, Insecta, Hymenoptera, Formicidae. The record is from RefSeq and is a predicted model, not a curated record. Gene Ontology annotation, biological process: translation.
CGGUAUCCGCUAGUAUCCGGUAAAGUCCACGUUUCUUCUUUUCGUCGUAAGGUUUGUCGCGUGGAGACGUGUGUUCAGUAGUUUUCCGUAAUCGGAUUUCAUCCGCGCUUUCUUGUAGAAAUUUUUAACAGAAACUACUACGAUGCCUCCCAAAUUCGACCCAAAUGAAAUCAAGAAAGUAUAUUUGCGAUGCGUUGGUGGUGAAGUGGGAGCUACCUCCUCUCUUGCCCCAAAAAUUGGUCCCCUUGGUUUGUCUCCCAAAAAAGUUGGUGACGACAUUGCCAAGGCUACCAGUGACUGGAAGGGUCUGAAGAUCACGGUUCAACUCACCAUUCAGAACAGGCAAGCCACAAUCUCAGUCGUGCCGUCUGCGGCUUCCCUGAUAAUCAAGGCCCUCAAAGAGCCACCCAGGGAUCGCAAAAGGCAGAAGAACAUUAAGCACAGUGGAAAUUUAUCGUUUGACGAUAUCGUUUCCAUUGCCCGCUCUAUGAGACCGAGAUCAAUGUCGCGUACACUUGCCGGUACCGUCAAAGAGAUCCUGGGCACGUGUCAGUCGGUUGGAUGCACCAUAGAAGGCAGGCCACCUCAUGAUCUCAUUGACGACAUAAACGCUGGAGAAUUGGAAGUUCCUGAGGAAUAAUUUUGACUUUUGUAAGGUGCAGAAAAUAAAACUUU